Magallana angulata is the source of this 3704-nucleotide messenger RNA. RefSeq names its product putative ankyrin repeat protein RBE_0220. NCBI's taxonomy places the organism in Eukaryota, Metazoa, Mollusca, Bivalvia, Ostreida, Ostreidae. The coding region runs from base 134 to 2560 and encodes 808 amino acids. Gene Ontology annotation, molecular function: protein binding. The transcript has 7 exons. The record is from RefSeq and is a predicted model, not a curated record.
ACUUUCCCAAUAUGCAAUUUUUCCAUGGAGGUGUAAUGGAAAGAACUGCGACACGAGCGAAUAAUUGGAAUUUCAGAAUUCCGUUGAAAACAAUAGGGAGUAUUUGUGUUCCUAACAAUUUUCAUGGGGGAGAAUGAAGAUUAUUAACGCCCAUAAUUGUAAUAACCACGUCAUAAACAUGAGCAAGAGAGUGAAAACAAAACCAAAAGUAAGAGCCAAUGUAGGAACUGGGAUGACGCGGAAAAAUGUCGACGAUAAGGAGAGUGCGGACCGUAUUGCUGCAGCGGAGGCUAUGUCGUGUCUUUCUUCUACACCCUUCAUUCUGCCGUCCUCUUCGGACGCCAUUGUCAAAGCUGUGACGGACCAGAGACUAGAGACCAUGGGUGACACUGCCUCAAAUCAAGACAUGAUCAUGACUGUCUCAAAAAGGGGAAAAUCUAAACAGCGCCGAGGGGGUAAGCGAUCUCCAGUAAAAACACAGCAGACGAACUCUGAUAUAACGGAGAAUAAUGUUACUGUAAGUCAGAACUCUAACCCAUCCGGUACAAUUUCCAAUGACUCAUGUAAACCUAGUACAUCCCAUCAGAAUGUUAUUAAUUUUGAAAGUGUCAAUACAGCAUCAAUAUCACAAGCAUCAUUGAUUGCACAGCAGUUAAGUAAUCUUGUAAAGAUACAGAAAGAAAAACAAGAGAAAGCUGAUGCAAUGCCAUCACAUUCCAACAUCAAGUUUUCCCUUCAACAAAUGUUAGAGUUGAAAAGGACCCAAAGUCAGGACCAUUCACAAAGUUCAACAAACUCUGUGCUAAAACUUCCCCUAACAGUGUCCACAACAGAGAGUAAUAUAGCAAGAGACAUGGCUAGCCCAAGCUCUGUUACAAGUAGUGAAAGCAUAGAGCUGCCCCAGACCACAGUUGACCACAUUCUGAACUCCAAUAAAUACGACACCCCAGAAGCCUCCCUACCCCUGAAGAAAAGGCGGUUACAAACCUACAAAGAUGGAGAGGUCCCAGCCACUGAAAGUGGUUUACCAUCGCAGAAAAUGGUCGACCUAACCACUGACAAACAGGACCAAAACAAGGAUCAUAACAGGAAACAGCAGGUGGACACCUCUAAGACUGGGUCCUCGGGUAUGUUUGUGAAUCCUCAGAUGAGUCUAAUGCUACUGAACGAGAUCCAAAUGGCCCUCCACCAAGACGAGGAUGGGGACUUGCCUUUACAUAUUGCUGUGGCACAGGAAAACAUCGUGAUGGUCCAGAAAUUUGUUCAUCUAAUGACAAUAUCCGGUAAAAAUGUGGACAAAUACAACAAAUCACUACAGACUCCUCUACACCUGGCCGUGGAGCUGCAGUUUGACCAGGCGGUGUCCGUCCUCCUGAUGGCUGGAGCCAACCCCUCACUGGUCAACAACGAGGGUGACAGUGCAGUUCAUCUAGCCGUGAAACACAACACUAUCAAUAACCUAGCACUCAUGCUCAUCAAAAGUCAGCACAAGGCAGAUAUCAAUGCCAGGAAUUUUGAAGGUUUAGCCCCACUUCAUUUGGCUGUUAUUAAAAACCAGAUAGAAAUGGUGAAGGUUCUGAUAAGGUGUGGUGCUGAUAUCAAUAUUCAGGAUGGCAAGAGUGGGAGGACGCCAUUGUUUCAUGCUGUUGAGGGUAAUCAGUUAGCUUUAGUCAUGCUGUUCAGGCAAUGCAAUGCCAACCUGGAGCUGACUAACUAUGCAGGCAUCACUGCUUUAAUGGCUGCCCAGGCCAAGGGUUUCUCUGAGGCCAGCUCUGUGUUAAUGGUGGGCCUGGACCCCAAGGCCAUCAUAGAACACAAGGAGAAAGAGAAGAUGAUGAUGCCCAAUAAAAAGAUGCCAAUACCAAGGAUUCCUAGUAAAGCUCAUUUGAUUGUACCUGUUAAUCAAAGAGGCAUUAAAAAGGAAAGCAACAGUGAAAAUGAAACCAGUUCACAAGGAAAUAGUCAAGAGAGUGAAGAUGUCAAGCAGAGGAUGGAGGAAAAAACUGAUACUCAGCAACUGUAUGAAAGAGCUGUCAUGGAAUUUAAAAUGAAAAGAGAAAUUCAGGACAGUGAAGUGGGGGCAUUAGAAAUUGACCGUAAAGAAAUUGUGGAACAGAAACCUCUUCAGUUAACAGUAAAUCUUCCAGUGAAAAAAGAAAAACAAAAGCGAAACAAGCAAAAGAAAUUAAAGAAAGAAAUUAAGCAGGACAGUGAUAUAGAGAUUUCUUCUGAGGUAGUUGUUCAAACUGUCCCUCACAAAGGGCCUGUGAACUCUGUGGUGGAGAAUUCAGAGUGUAAAACUACUUUAGAAUCCAUGAAUAACACUUCUAAAACUGUUCCAGUAAGUGGUACUAAUGCUGCUAAACCAGUGAGCACAGCAGAGAAUGUGACUAGCAUCAAUGCUAGGACAGCAUCCCUACUGGCAGCCCACCUCAAAAGCAUGAAGAAUGCACUGACUAGCAGCAAACAUGGUUCCUCGUUCCCACUAAAUCUAUCCUGUGAUGGAAAGGAGACUGUCAACUUUGAAACAACGAGUACGACGUUAUCCAAUGGAUCCUAGCAUGAUUUUGUCAUGUUACUUGACACUUUAGUUGUUAUGAAUAUGAAUUGUGAGGUUAUGUAUUGGUUACUUGCAACAUAUGUAACACAUUGUAGUUCUCUAUUCGAUGUGCUGUUUACCUGUAAAAAUGACUUAGAAUGUGUUGAAACCAGAAUUUGGGGAAAAUUUUAAAGCUUGAUGUGUCAUGGUUAGAAUUCCAAGUUGUUUCAGCUCUGACUUGAUUUCUACUUACUUAGCUCAGGUUUUAGAUUCAAUUUCCCAGUGCCUAUUCUUAAAAAGCACAUUUUACAUCAAAUAUAAAGCCAGAAAAUUCAAGAAGUUUUUGUAAAAUUCAAACAAAAACUAUGUAUCUUAAGUAUCAAAAAUAGCUUUAUUACUGGUAAGUAUAUUUAUGUAGUUUUAACAUAAGUAUACAACGACAGAGAUCCCAAUACCUUUUACCCAAUGCUUCAGUUGCUUAACUGUGCAUUUGCUGUCAUUUGAUAGGUAUAAUAUUUGUUAGCCUUUGCAAUUUGCAUAUUAUUUUCAAGUAAGAUCUACUGAGAUGCCUUGCAUUUAUUUAUGAAUCAAAUGAAUUCAAUUUUUGUCUUUGUUAUGAAAGUUAUAUAUCUCCCAGGAUACAUUUUUCUUUUAUGGAAAUUUUACUGACAUACCCAAAAACUACCCAAUUUAUAACCAAACAAUUCAUGAAUCAAUAAUCAUAUUGAAGUUGAAUAGAUUUGAUAUUUUAUAAUAUGUAAGAUUUUUGUGUAACUUCAGUAAUAGAUAAGAUGAACAAGUUGUUAACAUUUGCAUAUAUGGGUUGUAGAUCUAUAGGGCAUUACUGAAAAUGAAUUCUUGGUGCAUGCAUUUAGUUAGUUGCUUAAUUAAUAAAAUUGGGGAAUUGAUUAAGAUUUCAACUUUGUAACUGCCAGGAACUCUUUAUUUGGUAUAACCUUUUUGUUUACUUCUGAUUCUGUACAUAAGUAAUUUUAAAGGUCAUAAAAUUUAUUAAAAUAUGUUUUGUUAUUCUCAAUUCUUGCUUUCAUGUCUAGGUACUUCAGAUCAAAAUAUUUUUGCAUGCUUAAUUAAAAUAAGUAAAAAAAACAAGCUACCAAUGAAAUAAAUGUUUGUAAAAUUAAAUAAAUAUAACUAGAUAGACAUU